AUGAAUUUGAACGAAUGCGCAGUCUCUUGCGCCAGAACACCUCAUUAUGGAACCUUGAAAAACAAAGACCGAAUAACACAGCACGUACUCCGUCACAAUGGAUGUGUCACUCUUUCACAUCUACCCUCCGUCUUAUAGUCGAAACCCCUCCUGAAUCCUGCGCUCGCUUAUCUAUUGAAUCCUCCGUCCGCCGAUGAAUUACAGCAUUGCAUCCCCGAUCGACCACUUACGUCCGAGCAUAAAGCAUAUUGAUUGACUCCUAACUUUUAUCUCGCAUUCACCGCUAUCUGUUCCGCGUCCAGUGACCCUGUACAUUCGUUUGGUCUCCUCCGGACUCCUUCAUCCUGAUCCAGCAUGCCAGUCAACGCUCGAUCCAAGAAAGGCCGACCCAAACUCGCCAAGAUAUUCGACAAGCGCAAGAAAGCCGGUGUCGGCCUGGCAGCCAGUCCGGCAUCGCCCCGGGGGAUUCUAGCACAAGCACGGAGAAGGAGUCUUCAGAGGAAGCGCGAUCGGGGAGAUUUCGGAGUUGCUGCGAACACCACCAAAUUGAAUGCGACGCAGCUCCGGGCAGCAUGGCAGCCCUCCAAGUCAAGAAAGAUGCCGAUUCUUCCGCCUUCUUCAGAUGCGUUGGAAAAGAACUGCCUUCGUCAAGACCCGUGUUCCCAGAACUAUACUUUCGUCCCCAAGGGCGAUGUCUACAUUACACGUCAUUGCCGCAGUAAGACCAAAGAGGCUCGUCAGGUUGUCUAUGUGGUUUAUGACGACAAGGGAAAGUCCACCAUCGGCCUGCGUGUUCCAUCCGAUAUCUUCGAGUCUGUCCGCAGCUCCGCAGCGGAAACAGCCAAGUCUCGCGCUCAAGCCGUCCAGAGUCGAGAUGUGCGAGACCUUUCCAAGGCCCGUCAGCUCCUCCGCACCCAGUUUCCUCUCAUGCCGGAGAACGUGCUGGAGACAAUUGUCAACCAUGCCUUCUUGAAAGGUGCCGGGCGCGUAGGACGCGCCACCACCGUGUCGGACAAGCGCAAGGCCAUCUUGGCUGCGGAAGCGCAUAUCCGACACACACAGACUCCAUACGAUUCCCUUCUUCACUCGGGUCUGGCAAGGGAAGAAGCGCGCGAAGCGGUCUUCGGACUAGUCCGAGCCAUCCGGGCUGCUUGGGAGGGCGGUGAUCAAGAGACGCUGAAAAGGGCUCUCGCGUUGCGGAAUCGAGCAACAUGAUAUUCGUCUGCCCGUGUUCUGAAUCUUUUGAUCCUCUGCAUUCCGCUAUAGGAUUUUUGUCGGUUUGUUUCUGAUUUCAUGCGUGCUCGACGAAUUUGCUUUUCGGAUCAACUCUUAUAUUUAGCAUUAGACUUGGGAGAGGUCGCAACACCUCGCAUAGAUGAUACCUCUAGUUGCUUUUUGUUUCUGCCUAUGGAGUUGGGGAUGCACAUGACGCUUUAUGGGGGGUACACUGUGUACUUGAUUAGAAUCUACUACAAGCUCAGGCUAAU
Aspergillus uvarum CBS 121591 is the source of this 1487-nucleotide messenger RNA. Its product is annotated as DUF2293 domain-containing protein. The transcript has 3 exons. Lineage: Eukaryota; Fungi; Ascomycota; Eurotiomycetes; Eurotiales; Aspergillaceae. Bases 355 to 1215 code for a protein of 286 amino acids. The record is from RefSeq and is a predicted model, not a curated record.